AUGAUGAAGCACCUGACGUUUCACUUUGAAGAGGAGUGCAACGAAAUCAUGGUGAGGCUGGGAAACUUCCUACAAGUAUCCCCCCAUCUGUUAUUUAAAGACGUGUGUGUAAAACUGAACAAGCUGUUUACCAAUCUGUAUACAUAUGAUAAUGAAAACGUCCCCUUCGCCACGACGCAACAUACACUGAAUGUAACAGACGACGUCAUCAAACAUAACAAAUUUAAAAUUUACUGCGUCCUCGGAUUGAAGGUGUUGCGAAUUUUCCUCAUCAAAUAUUUGAGGAGCUUACGAUUAUGCAUCCCCGUGGAGGUCAGAAAAAGAUACAUUCUAGAUUUUCUAAAAAUUGGAUAUUUGUCUAAAGUAUAUGAGUCGAGGUAUGGCCUCAUUGAGUUCCCCGUGUUUGAGCGGCUAUCUCAGAAGCUGAAGGCCAAGCUGCUUUACUUCUACAUAGCUUUAAAACCGCAAGACGUUUCAAAUGUGCUCAUAAAAAUUUUUAAAGCGGCCAACUAUAAGGAUGAAAAUGAGCUACUAUACAGGUAUGUUUACACCUCCAGGUUUACCUCAAGGGGGGGAAAGAGAUUUCAUAAAAUUCUGUCCAAGGAGUACCUUCAAUUAUAUGAGAAAGAGAAACUGGUGAGGAGGCACCGUUGUGAGGAUGACUUGCUGUGGGUUCGUUUUUUCUCCCUUCUGAAGUUGCACAACCCGGAGGUGGUGGGGGAGAAGAAGCUGCUGAAGCAGACCUACCGCCUCGUCUUCAGCAAAAUGGGCUUCUCGAACGACGGGCUGGUCCGCCUCUUCGAGCGGCGCGGCUUUCGCAUCUUUGGCGCCGCGGAAGGUGGGCUAAACACACCAAACGGGCUGAGCACACCAAACGGGCCGAGCACACCAAACGGGCCGAGCACACCAAACGGGCUGAGCACACCAAACGGGCCGAGCACACCAAACGGGCUGAGCACACCCGACGCCCCCCCCUCGCGCACCACCCGGGAGAAAGUCCAAAUCGGCGGCCAGCGAAAGGCGCAACUGCUCAGCUACCUCGGCAACCUCAAAACGUUCAUUUCUAACUACAUUCGCUGGAAGAAGAGCAUACACCACAGCUUCCACGUGCUGAAGACCAAUGUGGACGUUCCUAGGGAUCCCCUGCACGACGAGGCAGUGACUCCGCGCACGAACGUGUUUCACGCAGCUCGGUGUAGCGACCCAGAUGGGGGCGCCUCCCCUUCCUCCCCCCCGGGGGACGUCGAACUCUACUGCAAAACCGUCAUGAACAACACGGUCGAUUUAAUCCUCGACGUUAUGAUCGAGGCCGCGGGGUUCCGCGACAUGGCAACCCUCUUCGGCAUAUACAGCUCGCUCAAGGGGAGCAAGGACUUCAAGCUGGUCCACUUCAGGGGGAAAUUUUGA
Plasmodium vivax (malaria parasite P. vivax) is the source of this 1407-nucleotide messenger RNA. RefSeq lists its product as hypothetical. Lineage: Eukaryota; Apicomplexa; Aconoidasida; Haemosporida; Plasmodiidae. The coding region runs from base 1 to 1407 and encodes 468 amino acids. The record is from RefSeq and is a predicted model, not a curated record. The transcript has a single exon.